Messenger RNA from Perognathus longimembris pacificus (Pacific pocket mouse), 355 nucleotides. Its product is annotated as HIG1 domain family member 1A, mitochondrial-like. The transcript has a single exon. The record is from RefSeq and is a predicted model, not a curated record. Lineage: Eukaryota; Metazoa; Chordata; Mammalia; Rodentia; Heteromyidae. Gene Ontology annotation, biological process: mitochondrial respirasome assembly; negative regulation of apoptotic process. Gene Ontology annotation, cellular component: mitochondrion. Bases 44 to 325 code for a protein of 93 amino acids.
CCUGCUUCGAGUCUCGGGGUGCUCGAUUCUUCAGGCAAUCACAAUGUCAACCGACACAGACAUAUCACUCUCUUCGUAUGAUGAAGGCCAGGGCUCUAAGCUUGUGCAGAAAGCUAAAGAGGCACUAUUUGUCCCUAUUGGAAUGGCAGGGUUUGCAGCAAUUGUGGCAUAUGGCUUACAAAAGCUGAAGAAUAGAGGAAAUACAAAAAUGUCCAUCCACCUCAUCCACAUGCGAGUCGCAGCCCAAGGCUUCGUCGUGGGAGCCAUGACCCUUGGUAUGGGCUAUUCCAUGUAUAAGGAGUUCUGGGCCAAACCUAAACCUUAGAAGAAAUGAUGCUGUGCUUGAGUCCUGUUG